Messenger RNA from Lecanosticta acicola, 1568 nucleotides. NCBI's taxonomy places the organism in Eukaryota, Fungi, Ascomycota, Dothideomycetes, Mycosphaerellales, Mycosphaerellaceae. The record is from the annotation of a GenBank genome assembly.
AUGUCGCAGACGAUGCAGGAGACCGACGCCAAUUCGAGCCGCGAAAGCGAGGAGGACAAGACGCAGCAGAAGAGCAGACGCCCGCCGAGUAAGUCCAACACGCACGUACAAUGAUACCACAUCCAUCCGGGCUGCGGCGGAUGAAGGAGGUAGAGGAACGCCGAUAUUGAUGUGAAGGCGACACGCAGAUAAUGCCUUCCGCCAGCAGCGGUUAAAGGCGUGGCAGCCCAUCCUCACGCCCAAGACCGUCCUACCGCUGUUCUUUGCCAUCGGGGUCAUCUUUGCGCCCAUCGGCGGCCUGCUGCUCUACGCCAGCUCGGCAGUCCAAGAGAUCGUAAUCGACUAUUCCGAGUGCAACGCGACCGCCCCUAUCUGCGGCCGAACGGACCCUAUACCCAGCAGCGCUGUCACGACCUACUUCAAGAACAAGACGUUGGAAUCACAGCAGCCGAGAUGGUGUAAGGACUACACAAACGUCACGUACGGUGUGGGCUCGAAUGCGAUAAAGAAGAAUACCACAGCAUGCCACUUGCAGUUCCAGAUUCCCGACAGGCUUGAACCGCCCGUCUUGAUGUACUACCAAUUGACCAACUUCUACCAGAACCACCGACGAUAUGUGCAGUCCUUUGACCAGGACCAGCUGAAGGGCACCUUUCGGGAUAACAGCUCCAUUGCCGGCAGCGAUUGCGAUCCUCUCAGGCAGGAGGUAACGGGUCAAGAUGCGAAUGGAAAUGAUAUCAAGAAGCCGUAUUACCCUUGCGGCUUGAUCGCCAACUCGAUCUUCAAUGACACUUUCCACCCGCCAAUGCUGUUGAACCCGACGAAUGGCGAGCAGAAUACCACGUACCACAUGACCAACAACAGCAUUGCCUGGAGCUCGGAUGCCGACCUCUACGGCAAGUCGCCCUACGGCUUCGACGAGGUUGUCCCGCCUCCAAACUGGCGCGAGCGGUAUCCGGUAUACAACGAGACAUUCCCAUUCCCGGACCUCACGACGGACGAGGAGUUUCAGGUCUGGAUGCGUACUGCCGGUCUGCCAACCUUCAGCAAACUUGCGCUGCGAAACGACAAUGAGACUAUGGAGAUUGGAACGUACGAGAUGGUCAUAUAUGAUUGUGAGUAAAGUCUUGGCAAAACUCGACUUUCAGGCCACUGCUAACGUCACCUCCACGCGCAGACUUCCCAGUGACCCUCUACGACGGCACCAAAUCGAUCUUGAUCUCGACACGGACCGUCAUGGGCGGUAGGAACCCUUUCCUGGGAAUCACAUACAUUGUGGUUGGUGGACUUUGCAUCCUAUUGGGAGGAGUUUUCACGGUGACCCAGCUUAUCAAGCCAAGGCAAGUCCAUCGAGAUUGCACUGUGGAGAGAUUGUUGGGGGAGCAUUGCUAAUUGUUGAUCAGAAAACUUGGCGAUCACAGCGUAAGACUAUCGCGAGAUAUGGCACGUCAUUAUAGGAUGAGGCAUAAGCUGACUGGUUUCGUGCGCAGUACCUCAGUUGGAACACCGACCAGCCAAGCACAGCAACAACUACCGGUCGCGCACCCCGACCUAACGAAGCAGCAUGA